AUGAGAGACAGUCCGAAGACUACUCCCAGCACCCAGCGCUUUCUCAGUAACCGCCGUAGCACCAUCAUAGCAUGGUUUUCUUGGGGGAGACGCCGCUGACAGGCUGGACCAGGUGGUGAUGAGCGGUAUGCCAUGCAGAGGAGACACAGCAGCAACACGGAUGGCAUGCCCUCUGACAGGAGCCGAAGCCAAACUCUGGGAUCAGAGAGCAGCCUAGAUGAGGGUGGUGUAUUUGACUGCCUGAAGCCCGACUCACACGCUUCACCCCAGCAGAUCUUUUCUGGCCUGGUGGGUGUCCCCUCCGGCUCUGUCUCCUCUGCCCAAUUCCAGGCAGCCGGCUUAGUCCUGGGGUCUCCCCCUGAAGUUUUUAUCCAGAUGACUGCAUCGUCCAGAGAAGAAGCGGGCCCCCACCGCACGGAUGGUGGACCUUUUGGGCCUCGACCGCCCCAGCACCACCACCACCACCACCACUUCCACCACCAGCCCCUGCAGCACAGGACCUCCUCUCUGCUCCAGCAGGCCACUACAGCAGCUGCGUCUGAGAGGCACAGCUCCAGGGAGGAGGCCCAGGAAGAUCCGUCCACUCCGGCCCCAGCCCUGUCUGAGCUGAAGUCAGUAGUCACAUGGCUGCAGAGGGGCUUCCCUUUCAUCCUCAUUCUGCUAGCUAAAGUCUGCUUUCAGCAUAAGCUAGGUAUUGCUGUGUGUGUGGGAAUGGCCUGCACAUUCGCCUAUGCCAAUUCCACGUUGAGGCACCAAGUGUCAUUACGGGAGGAACGCUCUGUAUUUGUUGCUCUGUGGAUCGUCAUGUUCCUUGCAGGGAAUAUAGCAUAUAUCUACUACACAUUUAGUCAUGAAGAGCUGCACAACAGCCUCAUUUUCUCCAAGCCCAACCUCAACAGCUUAGACUUCUUUGAUCUGAUCUGGGCAGUGGGCAUCAAUGACUUUGUCCUUAAGUACUUUACCAUUGGCCUGAAAUGCUUUGUCCUCUUUUUGCCCAAGAUUCUCCUGGCCUUCAAAUCCAGGGGAAAGUUCUACCUGCUGGUCGAGGAGCUGAGCCAGCUGUUUAGGGCCUUGGUGCCCAUCCAGCUGUGGUACAAAUACAUCUUGGGAGAAGACCCCUCCAACAGUUACUUCCUGGGAGCCACCCUCAUCAUCAUCUACAGCCUUUGCAAGUCCUUUGACAUCUGUGGACGUGUGUCUGCCAUACGCAGGGCCUUGGUCAUGCUCUGCAGCGCCCAGAGUUAUGGAGUGAGGGCAGGCAGUCAGCAGUGCAGCGAGGCGGGCGAUGUCUGCGCUAUUUGUCAGGCUGAUUUCAGAGACCCCAUAGCCCUUCUCUGUCAGCAUGUGUUCUGCGAGGAGUGCCUGUGUUUGUGGUUCGACCGGGAAAGAACCUGUCCGCUGUGUCGCUCUACUGUCAUCGAGACCCUGCGAUGCUGGAAGGACGGCACCACCUCCGCUCACUUCCAGAUCUACUAGGCUCUGACAACAUAUCAUAUGCACGCAGAAAGGAGGAGAAAUGUGAUUGUGCUGUAAUCCGAGCUAGACAAUGGGGUGUCAUCUUUCUUUGUCUAGUUUAGCGCAAUAAGUCUUCAAAUCAGGGUAAACAUAAUUGAAAUAACACGUAAUAUAAAGGGGACUUUUAUUUUAGAGGCAUUCGAAAAGAGCAGAAUGUGUGAAUUAUAUUGUCUUCAGUGUGGAUAAGUUCAGCAUCUUAUGAAGCUGGUGGUAGAGGCCACACGCGCAAACCAAAUAAUCAACAUGCUAUCACUUAAAAAAAACAUAAAGCUGGACUACCGUAAAACUUAGCCCAGGCUUUUAUUUGCUUCAGUCACUGAACUCACCCUGCCUAUAUUUGGGAGAGGCGUUUAAUUUCUUUUGCACAUGCUCAGCAAAGAUGAGAAAUUGGCUACUUUCAAAUUGUUAAUGAAUAUUAACUAUUAUACUUGUUAUAGAUAACAUAUCAAUUACGAAUCGUUCAUUUGAUCUGACUCUGAGAAACACAGAGCACAACUAGGCCAGCUUCAUUCAGAGAGGGAGAGAGAGAGAGAAAGAAAGCCCUUUAUCAAAGUAGAGGUAGCCUGUCUUAGAAAGGAUGAAAGCCGAUUGUUACCACAGUUUUUCCAACUUGGAUUCUUGGAACUUUUUUCAUUCUUUUGAUUGGUGGACCCUUACAGACUAAAGGAAAAUAAAUAAUCGAGGACACACAUUCAGGCUUUAUUGCAGCUAGGGAGUCACCUCUUUUUUUUUUUGUGUUUACCAUCAAGGUAAAAAAUUAAUGAAUAAUACUGCUCACGGUCUCUGUAAAAUGAACUGAACAACUGAAUUGAAGAGAAUAUAACCAAACUAACGAUGUGUAUCUUAGAACUAGCUCAAGCAGUGUCCCAGUGGGCUUUUAGAGGUUUUUAUACAUCCAAAGAAGUUCUAUUAAAAAACAGAUCCAUUGUCUAAUUAAUACCUGCGGUUAUUUGUCAAAAUGUGUAGCCACACCCGGCCAGUAAAAGGGAUUUGCAUCUAAUUAGGGCUCUGCUUUUAAACGAAGUUUUACAAUAUUGUCAGUUUUGCAAUUGGAAUGUUGUUACCAUACAGGUUUUCAUACAUUUUUGUGUACAUGUGGGCCUUAUCCACUGUUAUAAACUGUAAACAACAUUUUAUUUUACACUAAACACAUGAUAAAAACAAUGUUACUUUAAUUUAUUUAAAUAUUCACAGCGUUCACUCUCUUUGUGGUAAAUUGUUUUUGCAUUCUUUUGUCAUGUCUGUGUAUUGUCUAUAUUUAUCUUUUUUUUUUAAUUCUGCAGUUGGUAUUUAGCGUUGUUGUAUUUGGUUUUAAAAAUUGUAAUAUUAACUUGAAAAUGUGAUACGAAUGUCUCACAGAAUGAGCAUGAGUAGAAAAUCACUUCAAACAUUUACUUUCAGGUAAAAAAAGUUAUUUGUUAGCAAACGGUAAUGUUAUUUAGAUAUUAAGUAAUGAACAUAAGGUGGUGUGUGACUUAAUUUCCCAGAGUGUAAAAGGUACCUAGUGUAAUUGUUUAUGGUGCCAGCCAGGCAUAACAUUUUGUAGAUUUGUAUCAAGUGUGGUGGAGAUAUUGAAGACUUUUCAUACUUUUCCACUUGCAUUUCCAUUGACAGUGUGAUGAUUUCCAUUGUUAUUCACUAUGAAUAUUGUUAAUAUGAAUAAUUUCCUUUAGAAUGAUUCAUUCUUGCAUAAUACAGUCUGAUGUUACUGCGGAAUGCAGUGCAGAGGUUUUCAGUUUUAAAUUAAAGCACCUUACCUCA
Micropterus dolomieu (smallmouth bass) is the source of this 3276-nucleotide messenger RNA. It is a transcript of the gene rnft2, whose product is annotated as ring finger protein, transmembrane 2. Lineage: Eukaryota; Metazoa; Chordata; Actinopteri; Centrarchiformes; Centrarchidae. Gene Ontology annotation, molecular function: ubiquitin protein ligase activity. The transcript has 10 exons. The record is from RefSeq and is a predicted model, not a curated record. Gene Ontology annotation, biological process: positive regulation of ERAD pathway.